UAUGAGUGGAGUAACAGAAAAUACAGAUUGAAGAUCACUUAAAAAUCAGAUCCAAAAGUACCACACCAAAAAAAUAAAAAUUGAUCAGAAACUUUCAAAGUCAAGCUCACUAAUCUCUGAUCCGGUCAAACCCUCAACUAAACUAUGCCAUGAACAAAUGCUACACUUUUAGAUUUCAUCAUCUCCUAUUGUCGUCGUUGUCGUUGUCGUCGCCGAAACCAUGAAUAAUAGCAGCACCACUACCACCAACAGCGUCACCGUCAACGGCGGCGUAUCUUCUCCCGCCACCACCGGACUCAAAGCCUACUUUAAAACUCCUGAAGGCCGUUACACUCUUCAUUCCGAGAAGUCUCAUCCUUCUACUCUUCUCCAUUAUUCUCACGGCAAAACCGUUUCUCAGGUAACAUUAGCUAAUCUCAAGGAAAAAACAGCUUCAUCAACACCCACAUCAAGCUUAGGUUAUAGUGCAAGUAGUAGCGUAAGGUCAGCUGCUGCAAAGUUGUUAGGCUCGAAUAAUGGAGGGCGAGCUCUUAGUUUUGUAGGAGUUAAUGGAGCUAAUAAAGCUGUUGCUGCGGCUACAAAAACUGCUACACUUGGAAGCUCCAGUAAUGGUAGUAGUUCGCCAAUCACCAAUUUUGAUGGUAAAGGAAUGUACAUAAUAUAUAAUGUGGGAGACACUUUGUAUAUUAGUGAUCUAAAUUCGCAGGAGAAGGAUCCUAUUAAAUCCAUACACUUUGCCAGUUCAAAUCCUGUUUGUCAUACCUUUAAUCCUGAAGCUAAGGAUGGCCAUGACUUACUGAUAGGGUUAAACUCUGGAGAUGUGUACACAGUAUCCUUAAGACAGCAGUUGCAAGGUAUUGGAAAGAAGCUUGUUGGAGCACAUCACUAUAACAAAGAUGGCUCCAUUAAUAACAGCCGGUGUACCAGUGUAGCAUGGGUUCCUCAAGUCAAUGGUUUCUUUGUUGUUGCUCAUGCUGAUGGAAACGUGUAUGUGUAUGAGAAGGGAAAGGAUGCUACUGUUGAUUCGUCUUUCCCACUCAUAAAGGAUCCGACUCUAUUUUCUAUUGCACAUGCAAAAUCUAGCAAGAGCAAUCCUAUUUCUAGAUGGCAUAUAUGUCAAGGUUCAAUCAAUAGAAUGGCAUUCUCUGUUGAUGGCACUCAUUUGGCUGUUGUUGGGAGAGAUGGCUUUUUAAGAGUUUUUGACUACCAGAAAGAACAGCUAGUAUGUGGAGGAAAAAGUUAUUAUGGUGCUAUUCUCUGUUGUGCAUGGAGCAUGGAUGGUAAAUAUAUUUUGACUGGUGGUGAGGAUGAUCUAGUUCAACUUUGGAGCAUGGAAGAUCGCAAAGUUAUAGCCUGGGGUGAGGGGCACAAUUCAUGGGUGAGUGGAGUUGCUUUUGAUCCAUAUUGGUCACCCCCAUCGUCAGAUAGCACUGGAGAAAAUGUGAUGUAUCGGUUUGGCUCUGUUGGUCAGGACGCUCAAUUACUCUUAUGGGAUUUUUCGAUGGAUGAAAUUGUAGUGCCUCUUCGUCGUUGUCCACCAGGUGGCUCACCCACAUACAACGCUGGAAGUCAAUCAGCACAAUGGGAUAGUGUGGUUCCGUUGGGCUCUUUACAGCCUGCUCCAAGUAUGCGAGAUGUCCCAAAGCUUUCUCCACUUGUUGCUCAUCGUGUGUAUACUGAUCCUUUGUCAGACUUGGUCUUCACACAGCACUCCAUCCUUACAGCAUGCAGAGAGGGGCAAGUAAAAGUUUGGAAGAGACCUGGGUCUUCUGAAACCAUAUUAGGCAACCCAGAAACUGCAAGUGUGAUAGAAAAGCACCCAAUACCAAGUGCCAGUGGAUCUGAUUGCAAAUGAGCGUAAGAGUGGGCAUUUCCAAUUGCAUUUUUGAGUCUCAAAUUGCAGAUUUGAUGGUAGCCAUAUUUAUUAGCAUAUGCUUAAUCGGCAUCAUACACCGUCUAAGCUGGUGCCACGGAGUUAAUCCACUCAAUUUUCUGUAUUUAGUAUAAAUGUUGAAUGUUGCGAAGGUUUACUAGUUUGCCCUUAGAUGUCGAAGGAGCUUAAGUGCAUAAUCGCUAGUUAUUUAGCUUCACCUGGGUUAUUAACUGUAUAGGUCCAAAUAAUAGAGUUUCCUUGAUAUUAGUUAGAAAUCCCGAUUGUUUAGUAUGAUUUGGCUGUAGCCUUGUAAUCAGAGUACUCUAACCUAUUGCUGUAUACUAAUUACUAAGUACAUCGAUCCUUGAAAUGGCUUUAUUCUAUGAUUCAGUGUGUUCUAUAAA
This is a messenger RNA of Chenopodium quinoa (quinoa), 2277 nucleotides long. Its product is annotated as WD repeat-containing protein 20-like. The record is from RefSeq and is a predicted model, not a curated record. Gene Ontology annotation, molecular function: protein binding. Bases 221 to 1855 code for a protein of 544 amino acids. The transcript is spliced from 11 exons. NCBI's taxonomy places the organism in Eukaryota, Viridiplantae, Streptophyta, Magnoliopsida, Caryophyllales, Amaranthaceae.